Messenger RNA from Electrophorus electricus (electric eel), 3137 nucleotides. NCBI's taxonomy places the organism in Eukaryota, Metazoa, Chordata, Actinopteri, Gymnotiformes, Gymnotidae. The record is from RefSeq and is a predicted model, not a curated record.
UCGAAGACUGGUGGCAGUAUUAAACCUACUGGUUGGUUUGCCAACUGCCGGUGAAGCACCAGAGAAGACGACUCUCUCGUAUAUGUAUGGUUGGGGAUGGCUCGUUUUUAAGGGACUUCUGAGCUUGUCCUCUGAUCUACGCGGAUAGCCGCUCCUGGAGACCCACAAGGACCCGAGCAGGCGCUGGGGAAACGUCCCCCAUUUUUGCAGGGGGUGUUUGAAAGUGCGCUGCUCCUUGUUAGUGAGGGAUUUAUCCAGCUGAGUUGCAUUGUCUGUGCCUUGCAUAAACCUUGUUGUCCACGCUGGGACCUGGUUUGGCUCUGGACUACAACCAUAAUUAAAGAGCGUCUAAGAUGUUGUGGAAGGCUUAGCCAGAGCUGCGUUCAGUGAGUUAGACAAAGGAAAGGCGUUAGAGGAUCUGGGAAUAACCUGCGAUUUUAUACACAAGCGAAUAAAGUUGCUGGAAGUGAUAUGUGUAGCCCGCUCGCCUAUACUAGCCUAGUCUAGCUAUCCGGCGUCGGAUAAUAACGGUUGGCGAAGGCCUCUGUAGCUAGUACAGAGCUAGGUUAGCUAUUUGGAAGCUAUAGAUUCUUUACAAAUCAUCUGAACACCAACAGACAUGGGUUUAAUUGUGGCGAAACUUUGGAGCUUUUUUUGCAAUCAAGAACACAAGGUGAUCAUUGUGGGACUUGAUAAUGCAGGGAAGACCACUAUUCUUUACCAGUUCUUGAUGAAAGAGGUUGUCCACACAUCUCCAACGAUUGGCAGCAAUGUUGAGGAGAUCGUAGUGAAGAAUACACACUUCCUAAUGUGGGACAUCGGAGGCCAGGAGAGUCUCCGCGCCUCCUGGAACACCUACUACUCCAACACUGAGUUUAUCAUUCUGGUAGUGGAUAGCACUGACAGAGAAAGGCUCGCUAUCUCUAAAGAGGAGCUGUACAGAAUGUUGGCUCAUGAGGCUCGGCCAGGGCUUGGAGUGGAUGACCUCCAGGGCAGGGCUGAGAUAGCCUCCACCUUGAUUUCCAGGACUGACUUAACAGCCUUGACCCACCAACCCUGGUGGCACCACAGCCUCACCCAGUCAGCUGUUUUUUUGUUGUUGUUGUUCACCUUUGCGAUUGAUCUCUCUGGACACCUACCUCAGCUUGGCCGCACCAGCUGAUUGGUCGAUUGGUUUGAAGGACUGCUUGGCUUUACCAAUAACCUUUCAGGAUCAUCUUAACUAUGCCUGUGAAAGGAGGGAGUAUACAGUGUCUGACGUAUUAUUAUUGUUCACAGCGAAGUGCAAACAUCUCUACGUGCUUCGGUUGCUCCUUUUUGAAAUUAGACACAAAACUUGAUUGGCUGGACAUGUUUGCCCAGUGGUAACAUUUGUUUUAUUCUUUAGGUCAUUUCUUGGGACAUGAGGUGCUGUCUGUUCUUUUUUGGGAAAACUGUGUGGGGUACCUGUACUGUGCCCACCAUCACCACUACAUAUCAUGACCAUUUCAGAGACUAUCAGCACAUGAAGCACAUAUCAUCAUGUUCAUUUCAGAGCAUGUCAGGACAUGAGUUACAUAUCAUGUAGCAUUACCUCAGUUCUCCAGUAUUACAGGAGCUGCACGGUCCAGAGGCCCUUAACUUUCACCCUGCCUGGUACUACUAGAGCACCACUACUAUGGGAACUCUAGUUUGGUUGUUCAUAGGACUUUUUCCAUUUAUUUAAGUUGGUAAUUUAAUGUAAGAGAAAACGGGAGAUAGUCACUUUUUUAUUGUCGCAUUACAUAAUGUGGGCCGGUUUUAUAGACUCAAGGGUCUUCAGUGCUUGUAUCUAUUUUGUAUUUCUUAGUGGGGAUGGUAUGGCUGUCAAGGUCAUGGAUGAACUUGAAAUUACUCAUUUACUGCCAUGUGGCUAGUUUUGUUACAUUUUAACAUUUCAGCAUUUCAGGUAUUAUUGGUUUGGGAUUUGUAACUUUUACUGCCUUAGGAGGAGAUGGAAAAACCAAGUGCUAAAAAAUGAGUGGCAGGAUUAUUUGUGGCAUUUCCUAUGUAAUUUAAAACAGUCAUAGGCGGUAAGAGUGUGUGCCUGUGUGCCUGUGUGUGUGUGUGUGUGUGUGUGUGUGUGUGUGUGUGUGUGUGUGUGUGUGAGAGAGAGUGUGAGAGAGACACAUUUGUGCUGGCCGUGCUCCACCUUCCAGCCUACUUGCGCUGGUUGCAGGCAGAUGGCCUUUGUUUACAGCGGAAGGAUAUGUGUCUUUGCAACGAUAUGCUAAGUUAAAGCAUUCGUUCCAACUCUUCAGCCUGGCACAGAAAAUGACCAUAAUUGAGGUCAGUUAGUUACCAUGGCAAUGUCAUGUGUAAAAACAAUUAUUUGAUGAAGGUAUCAGUGUUAUACACACUACUCUUCAGAAGGUCCAUGCCUCUGAGUGCAUGCGUUACUUCAUCCUGGUGAUCCACAUGCUCUCUGUUACAUCCGCCGUCUGCAGCAGAACUCGUUCACUGGGAGGCGUCACUCUCCUCUGAAUAUCAACAGUAUGUUUAUUUCCAGUAUUGUUUUAUCCCCAAAGAAGUUCCGAGUUCAGUUGACAAAAGAAUUAGCAUUAUGAAAUCAUCUUUGAACAGUAGUUUUACCUAAACCACUUUGAUUUAUACUGUACUCCAGAUCUUACUUUGAACUUCAGUCAAAAAGUUUUUUCCUCUUUGCCAAGUGAAUCUGAAAAGAUUUUUUUAGACUUGAGCCCACUUGAGAGCCAAAUGUUUGAAAGACCAGCCUAUCAUUACUAACAUAAUUAAAGCAUCUAAAUAGGUAUUUAUGUGCUGUUUUCACUUAAAUGUUUAAACAGCAAAUUGGGCUUCAACACCAAACACUACAGACCUGGAAAAAACAAAGAUUUUACCUCAUUGUUAUUAAUAGUCAUUCUGAUGUCAGGAUCUAUUUUUUUGGCAGGGGGGGGGGGGGUUCCAAGGGAUGACUGGUUAAAAUUUCCACAAAUUGUCUAAGUUCACAAAAUGUACUGUUAUAGCAAAGAUCAAUUUAUCUGCUUUCUCUGAUCCCUACAUUUAAAAGGUCUGCUCAUCCAAUAAGCUGUCGUGCCAUUUCAACAUAAGGAGAACUUUUGAGAUUCUGUACAUUUUAUAAUAAAUGCUUUUAUUUUGAA